Molecule: messenger RNA, 1238 nt
Organism: Micromonas commoda
Lineage: Eukaryota; Viridiplantae; Chlorophyta; Mamiellophyceae; Mamiellales; Mamiellaceae
Exons: 1
Coding region: 14-1171 (385 amino acids)
Cellular component (GO): cytosol
Molecular function (GO): 3'-5'-DNA exonuclease activity
Source: RefSeq, a predicted model, not a curated record
GCCUCGGUGGCGCAUGCACGCGUCGGUGGCGUGCAGACUCGCACCCCGCGUCGCCGUCGCGCUCUUUUCAGCCCCGCGAUCAUCUCCGACGUCGCCGCCUCCUGGAUUCGCGCCCCGAGCCACGACGACGACGACGACGACGAUGAGCGCCUCGUCGCAGCAUCCAUCUCGUCCGCGUCGUUACAUCGACGUCGGGGCGAACCUGACGGACGGCAUGUUCCGCGGCGAGUACCACGGCAAGACCUACCACGAACCGGACCUGGACGUCGUCCUCCGCCGCGCGUGGGACGUCGGCGUGGAGAAGGUCAUGGUCACCGCGGGGACCCUGCCCGAGGCUCGCGAGGCGAUCGAUCUCGCGGACCGAUUCGACCGGGGGGAUUCGCCGGAAGGUGCCCACCACGGGGACGGGGACCCCGAACGACGAUCGAGCCCGCGGCGUCUGUUCACGACGGUCGGGGUGCAUCCGACGCGAUGCGGCGAGUUCGAGGCGUCCGGCGACGGCGACGCGUACCUCCAAUCCCUCGUCGCGCUCGCGGUCGAGGGCGCGAAGGCGGGCAGGGUGGUGGCGGUUGGAGAGUGCGGGCUCGAUUACGACAGGCUGCAGUUUUGCGACGCGGAUUCGCAGCGCAGAUGGUUCGAGGCGCAGUUCGAGAUCACCCGCGCCACGGGUCUGCCCAUGUUCCUGCACAUGCGCGCCGCCGCGGAGGACUUCACGGCGAUCGUCCGGCGCAACCUCGACGGGUUUAAAGGCGGGUGCGUGCACUCGUUCACGGGCACGUGGGAAGAGGCCGAUGCGCUCCUUAAGAUGCGCGACGACGUGUACAUCGGGCUGAACGGAUGCAGUUUGCGCACGGAGGAGUCGCUCGCGGUGGCGAAGCGGCUGCCGAACGAUCGCAUCGUGAUCGAGACGGACGCGCCGUGGUGCGGGAUCAAGGCUUCGCACCCCGGGCACGGGUUCGUCGGCACGACGUGGCCGGCGAAGGAUAAGAAGAAGCGAGCCGCGGUGGACUCGGGGGAGACGGUGAAGGAUAGGUCGGAGCCGUGUCACGUCGCGCAGGUGCUGGAGGUGAUCGCCGCGGUGAAGGGGGAGGAUGCGGACGAAUUGGCGGAGAUUUACAGGCGGAACGCGCUCAGGCUGUUCUUCCCGGAGGAAUACGCCGCGCUGGGAUGACACGACGAUUUUCUGGGGGGGCAGGGGGCGGCGAAUUUUUUUCGAGUGUCACUCGCGCGAGGAAAAU